AUGGCAGAGAUGGCCGAAUUUACCUCGAUCGUUCGUCGAGCCCGCGAGAACUUGCAGUACAUCGGCGAUCAAGUGACCAAGGGAAUGAAAGAGAUCAAGGAAGACGUCGGAGAAGAGCUGCGGGUUACCGACCGAUUGACGACGCAGAGUACGAGGCUGGCCGCGGUGCUAAGUAGAUUUGCGACGCUCGAGGAAAACGUGAUCGAAUUGGUGCGUAUGGAUCGAAAUCGCGAGAACGUCAUGAUAGAGACGCCCGUGGACGUGAACGAAGAGAUCAGAAAAAUUGUCGCAGCAGUCGAGAGCAAGAAAAACGAAAGCCAGGAACAGCAUCGUGCGCAGCCAACAGAUGGGGUUGGUCCAGCAGCAAUUGAUGUCCAUCGUCGCUCUAUUGGAGACUCUGCUCAUCGGAAUCCUGUGUCGAAAUUUUCGGCUUGCGGUCCACGGGAAAUCGCUUUUGCCGCGAAAAAAACGAUCAACGAUCGAGCUCGAACCCCGAUUACACCGGAAGUACGGCUCCUCGGAGAGCUGGAUCGACCAGUCAGUGCACGAGACAAUUCGAAACCCGAAUAGUAGUUACCGUUAACGUGUCAUCUCAACAAAAUUUCCAUGAAAAAGUCAGGGGAACACCCGUCACUUUCCUUGCUGAUUAACGGUUGUCGUUGUGUUGUCUUGAGUUGAAAAAUCGUGGACCAGUGAGAUUGAUAGCAUUGAAUCUAUUCUACUUAAUUUACUUGU
Colletes gigas is the source of this 735-nucleotide messenger RNA. RefSeq lists its product as uncharacterized. The record is from RefSeq and is a predicted model, not a curated record. The transcript is spliced from 4 exons. The coding region runs from base 1 to 570 and encodes 189 amino acids. NCBI's taxonomy places the organism in Eukaryota, Metazoa, Arthropoda, Insecta, Hymenoptera, Colletidae.